Otolemur garnettii (small-eared galago) is the source of this 1160-nucleotide messenger RNA. It is a transcript of the gene CXCR3, whose product is annotated as C-X-C motif chemokine receptor 3. Bases 57 to 1160 code for a protein of 367 amino acids. Gene Ontology annotation, biological process: immune response; chemotaxis; G protein-coupled receptor signaling pathway. Gene Ontology annotation, molecular function: C-X-C chemokine receptor activity. The transcript has 2 exons. The record is from RefSeq and is a predicted model, not a curated record. Lineage: Eukaryota; Metazoa; Chordata; Mammalia; Primates; Galagidae. Gene Ontology annotation, cellular component: membrane.
AGCCGAGCAGUGGGGCGGGCAGAACGAAGCCCGGCAACCAGAGCACCAGCCCAGCCAUGGCCCCCGAGGUAAGUGUUCACCAAGUGCUGUAUUUUUCUGGAAUUGCCUCCUUCCUGGAAAACUGCAGCUCUUGUUAUGACUCGGAAGAUGAGAAUGACUCCUGCUGUGCUUCCCCACCCUGCCCACAGGACUUCAGCCUGAACUUCGACCAGACCUUCCUACCAGUCUUGUACAGCCUCCUUUUUCUCCUGGGGCUGGUGGGCAACGGCGCUGUGGCAGCAGUGCUGCUGAGCCAGAGGGCGGCCCUAAGCAGCACCGACACCUUCCUGCUGCACCUGGCUGUGGCAGACACACUGCUGGUGUUGACGCUCCCUCUCUGGGCAGUGGACGCUGCCAUCCAGUGGGUCUUUGGCUCCGGCCUCUGCAAAGUGGCAGGUGCCGUCUUCAACAUCAAUUUCUACGCAGGGGCCCUCCUGCUGGCCUGCAUCAGCUUUGACCGCUACCUGAGCAUAGUGCAUGCCACCCAGCUCUACCGCAGGGGCCCACGGGGACGCGUGGCCCUCACUUGCAUAGCUGUAUGGGGGCUCUGUCUGCUCUUUGCCCUCCCAGACUUCAUCUUCCUGUCAGCCAACUAUGACGAGCGCCUCAAUGCCACCCACUGCCAGUAUAACUUCCCACAGGUGGGCCGCACAGUUCUGAGGGUACUGCAGCUGGUGGCUGGUUUCCUGCUGCCUCUGCUGGUCAUGGCCUAUUGCUAUGCCCGAAUCCUGGCAGUGCUGCUGGUCUCCAGGGGCCAGCGGCGUCUACGAGCCAUUCGGCUGGUGGUGGUGGUAGUGGUGGCCUUUGCCCUUUGCUGGACUCCCUACCACCUGGUGGUGCUGGUAGACACCAUCAUGGACCUGGGGGUCCUAGCCCGCAACUGCGCUCGAGAGAGCCAGGUGGACAUAGCCAAGUCAGUCACCUCAGGCCUGGGCUACAUGCACUGCUGCCUCAACCCGCUGCUCUAUGCCUUUGUGGGUGUCAAGUUCCGAGAGCGGAUGUGGAUGCUGCUCUCACGCCUGGGCUGCCCUGAUCGGAGAGGCCUCCAGUGGCAGCCGUCAUCUUCCCGCCGGGAUUCAUCCUGGUCUGAGACCACAGAGGGCUCCUAUUCUGGCUUGUGA